This is a messenger RNA of Suillus discolor, 2700 nucleotides long. Its product is annotated as Vps53-like protein. Gene Ontology annotation, biological process: retrograde transport, endosome to Golgi. Lineage: Eukaryota; Fungi; Basidiomycota; Agaricomycetes; Boletales; Suillaceae. The coding region runs from base 69 to 2636 and encodes 855 amino acids. The transcript has 18 exons. The record is from RefSeq and is a predicted model, not a curated record. Gene Ontology annotation, cellular component: GARP complex.
AGUUGCCCUUAACACUACGUGGAACAGUUGCUCUCAGCAACUCUUCUGCAGGUUAUCGUAUACCUCGCAUGUCCACACGUUCGACGUAUGGACGCCAUGAAAAUACUGAACUCCCUCAAGAGGUCGUCGUCGCAAUCCAACGCAUCCUCGAGCUCGAUCCAGAGAACCAGAACGAUCCCCUUGAUGUUCUGUCUAAUGAGUUCAAUCCACUAGAUAUGCUGAACCAGCUUUUCCCAGAUGAGGCCUCACUGAGCCAGCUAGAAACCGUUCAAGCGAGACUGUCUCAAAAUGAACGCGACUUGCAAGGCGAAAUUGAUAAACUCAAGGAAGAGCUGAUACGUGACCAAGAUCCAAACCGUAUGCAGAUGAUUCAGGAAAUGAUUUCGGACCUCCUUGGGCAAAUGUCACGCAUUCGGGAGAAAGCGACGGAAUCUGAGGCUGUUGUGCGCGAUAUCACGAAGGAUAUUCAGGCUCUUGAUCUGGCGAAGAAGAACCUUAUCCUCAGUAUGACGACACUUAAACGCCUGCAGAUGUUGGUAAAUGCUCUGACACAAUUGGAAGACCAAGCGAAAGAGAAGAAAUACGGAGACGUUUCACAGACUCUUGCAGCUGUGAAGCAGAUAUCUGCUUCCUUUAAACCUUACACAUCUGUCCAUCGCAUUAACCAGGUCUGGAGACGGGUACAACAAAUUCAGGGUGAGAUUCGCACUCAACUCGAAGCAGAGUUCGACGUGUUCUACCUCCAGGACCCUGCUAAACCCUCAAAACCUGCUCAAAUAAUAGAUGCUUGUGCUGUCGCUGAUGUUUUAGGCCACGACGUUCGGAGACAUUUGAUUGACCGUUACAUUACACUCGAGCUCAAGGAGUAUCGGCGCAUCUUCCGUGCCACAGACGAGGCAGGUCAUCUAGACAAUAUCAGCCGGAGGUAUGCCUGGUUUAGACGUGUGCUUGGAACGCAUGAGUUGGAGUUGGGCCGCGUAUUUCCUUCAGAGUGGAAGGUCGGAUGGGCGCUUUUCACGAAAUUUGUGGCUAUCACAAGAGAUGAUAUUGUAGCAUUGCUGUCUAAAGCGGGCUCCUCUUUGACAAUCAAAGCACUGCUCGAAGCCCUACGGCAGACAACCGAAUUCGAGACAUCCAUGGCAAAGAAAUGGUUAACGCCACUCAAUGAGAUACUGGAAGCAAGUUCGCCUCCGUCUUCAGCGGCCAUUCAGUCAAUGUCAUCUGCCUUUGAACCACAUCUUGGUGUCUUUGUUGAUGCUCAAGACAAAGCUCUUGCUGACAUGCUUGCCACUCAUCGAGCACCGGGCUCGAAGGCAAAACCACGAACAUCCCUUGAUACCACUCCGCGUGAUUCUGUCUCUACAGAUGCGGACGCGGCUACCCCGCAGACGGUACUCUCUUCGUCAACAGAACUGUUUUACUUUUAUGGCCAGAGUCUUGAGCAAUGUGCCAAGUUAUCGACAGGACAGACACUGUUUGAUUUGUGUAUGGUACACAAGAAGUGGCUGCGCAGAUAUGCUGAGGACAUCCUUGCACCACAGUCAAAGCGGCCAACACCUCAAACACGGAGGUCUAUGGACUCGCGUUUUGAUAUUGCGGAUUUGCAACAGGCUGCCCUGUUUAUCAAUACAGCGGACUACUGUCAAACCACGGCUCUGGAGCUUGAGGAGAACAUCAAAGAGAAGAUCCAGGAUGACUUCAAAGAGAGAGUGACAUUGCAAGCAGAACGUGACUUGUUCAUGAUCGUUAUUUCCGUCUCUAUCACGACUCUUCUACGAGAAUUGGAGGCCGCUUGUGAGGGUGCUUUCACCACGAUGUCCCGUAUGUCGUGGGAGAAGCUGAACCAAGUCACUGGACAGUCUUCAUAUGUGGAUGAUCUUGCCCGGGCUGUCGAGAGCUUUUGCGAUAUUAUAAAGCCGUUGAUUGAACAGAAGAAGUACCUGAGGAAUUUCUUCGACAAGGCAUGCAGUCUUGUCUUGAUGAAAUUUACCAAUGCAGUGGUGAAGAGUCGACCUUUGAGAGAAAUUGGUGGAGAGCAAUUGCUGAUCGACCUGGGUGUUGUCAAAUCUUUCCUAAUACGACUGCCAGGAGAAGCAGUAGUAACGCAGGGAUAUACCCGCAGCCUUACGAAAAGCACAACGAGGCUCGAGGCUCUGCUCAAGGUUAUUGUGACACCAGUGGACCCUCCGGAAGGUUUCAUUCUAAACUAUACUCUUCUCAUUGGCGAUGCUUCAUUUUCAAACUUUCAAAAGAUACUCGAUUUGAAAGGUACACCGAAGACCGGACAGAACAGCCUUCUUGAUUCAUUCCUCACCAUUACGAGCACCAAGACGGAUCUCGACAGCACAUCAUUUCUUUCUGCUCUCGAUAUGGAUCCCCCCUUGACACUCGGUGCGACAUUCGGUAGUCCGGGCUCUAGCCGAGUCACCCUUCCGCUGUCAACCACACCGGGCAUUGGACCGGAUAGUAUAUUUGGAUCACUUGGGUCACCGCCCUUGAGUGGACCACCCACUGGAUCAAGCACCGAUGGAAGUACUUCCAGGGGGCUGGAACCGGGACAGAAGCGAGAAGUCUUUGACAUCAGGCGGUUUGUCACUUUCGGUUUGCGGCGAUCGGAGACCUUACCGACUUCGUGACUUCCUAACUUCCAACACUUUGUACUUAGUCCGGCGGAAAUAUACUCAUCACCACGGAAAACAA